AUGAGGCUCGUCGUCGUCGUCUUCAUCGCUACCACCAACGGGUUGCGUGUUUCCGCAUUCGCCCCCGUCGGGACGAUGGGGAGUGUCUCCGUGUACCGGAUUUCGCGUAGAAACCCAAGACGCGCUCGGCGAGCACCAGCAGUCGGAUCCAUCGAUGUACUGUUCGCUGCUUACGAUGCGGAAUGGCAAGUCGGUGACGUGUAUCGCGAUUUGGAACUCCUCGAACAAGCCAUCAACAUCUCCAACGCCGACGUUAAUCUACAGUACGCGCAACGAAUCGAGACUCUCGAUUACUUUGCAGCACAGCGACGUCCAUUGGCUGCCGAUCUGGCGCACUCCAUUGGACCAUCGCUCGGAUUUUCCGUCACCCUCUGGCUUUGGUUCUACUGGUCCCCCUUUCCAAGGACCUGCCGCCGUUUCGUUCGAACUCUGAACCAUGCUUUGGCCGCACACUUUAUGUGCGCAGCCGUUCUGGCACCGAUACUGGCACUCCUCGUUCAACAAUGGCGGCGCCAUCCAGAACCCUUGCCAACAGAAUUGCAAGGGAUCGACCCCGAAUAUUACCGGUUUACCACCACGACGUGGGAAGAUCCCAAAACGUCCUGUCGUAAUUUCAUUUUGUGUUUGCUGGAGCAGUGGACAUCGGUAGUGCUGGGUUUUGCACUUUGCGGACCUUUCCUCACGUCGACUACCGCACUUCCGGUUCGCAUGAUCACGCGGACGGCGAUCGUGGCGUCUCUCCGUCAGUACCCGCAGCUAUGGUUCGAAUUUUCACGAUCGCAACAACCACUUCCCCUUUCCGGAUCGGUGUGGUUGCUACGGACAUUAUUGGCUGCCGCCGCUGUCGUGUACACCCCUUGGUUCCUCGCUGCAGAAGCGGCCUUGUGGAUGCAUGCGGUGCACCUCCCACUGGCUCGUGUGGCCCUCGUAUACGGAACCAUGGCCAUCUUGGCCUACGCUACGCGGUACCUUCCUCCGUCGGUCAAGAUUCGAGACGUAUCCACUUGGAACAAAGUUGUGUCCCUUCGGAAAUACGUGCUCUUCGCCGGAGUUGUCGCCGUGUUCCUCCCAAAGGUCCUGCCAACAUUGCAACGAGCCCGUUCGGCGGCCCAAUGGAUUGGUUUGCCGAACGUGCUGCGAUACCAAGUACGUCAGAUCUCGCGCACGUCCGUAUUGGCAGUGGCUGGGAUGGGACUCGUCUUGGCGGCUCCGUGUGUGCAUCUCGCGGCGGUAUGCCGAUUGGUGUGGAUCGGGUAUACGCACGACUUUUCGCUCGCCACCGACGCCGAUCAACUCCAAGCGCUACUCCGCGACGAAUCCGACGCCACUCAAUCCCGUUACCAAUGGCGCUACCGGCUCCGGUGGCGUCCACCGGAAAGAAUCGCAGCUACCCUGAACCAAUGGCGCAAACGCUUCUGGUACUGGUUUUUCUUUGCUGGAAGCGUCCCCGACAAACUACGUCGCGAAUAUGGUGGCAAACGCCAGAGCGAAGCACACCGGCAAGGUCUAACCGUACUCCAACGAGUACAGGAAGAACAACGCAAGGAUCCGUACGCUCCAAAACCCGACAGCACGCGGUGGAAAAGUCGGGCCAUGGAACGUUUGGCGGAGAAACACCAGAGAGAUUACGAUUCGGGAUCGUUCGAGGAUCCGCUUGGCGUGGCGGUGCACCAGACUCUAGGAAUUGGUCUGGGUUUUAAUUUUGACCACAUGGGCAAACCGAACGCAGCCGACGUUCUUUCAACCCGACGGCUACAAGCCCGCGCCGCCAAGAGUGCCAUUCGACGCCGCCCAGCUCCGUCAGGAUGCGGACGCCGAGAUCCAAUAUCUGGCUCAGCGACUAUCCGACCUGAUACCGACGGAUAA
Molecule: messenger RNA, 1866 nt
Organism: Phaeodactylum tricornutum CCAP 1055/1
Lineage: Eukaryota; Bacillariophyta; Bacillariophyceae; Surirellales; Neidiaceae
Exons: 3
Coding region: 1-1866 (621 amino acids)
Source: RefSeq, a predicted model, not a curated record